Protopolystoma xenopodis is the source of this 351-nucleotide messenger RNA. NCBI's taxonomy places the organism in Eukaryota, Metazoa, Platyhelminthes, Monogenea, Polystomatidea, Polystomatidae. The record is from the annotation of a GenBank genome assembly.
AUGGCGCCGGUAGGUAGGCACGGAUUGUGUACGCCGGCCUGUUCUGGCCUGUGGGGUGGGGAGGCUGUUUGGUGUGGCCUACAGUGGUUUUUUGCCCAUCGGCUGAUCAUUCCGGGUCGAGUUGACCGAGCCGGAGCCUUUGAGACAGGCAAUGGUUGUGCCAUUUCGCCCGCCGGUCGUCAAGUGACCGGACUAAAGGGGCGUCUGGGACGACUGGGCGUUGGGACUCAAAAAUUACUCUAUCGCAGGACAGACGAAAUCUCAGCGCGGAAUCGUCGACUUCGCAGGGGUGUAGGGCAACUGGAAAGUCGAGCCCACGAAGCCAGACAAGCAACUCUCGAAAUUAUCUGA